AAGCUCCCAGAUUGGACCAAGGAGCUUAAAAAGGGUGGAAUAUUUAAUGAUUUCACGGGCAUUUUCACGGCAAUUUCUCCCUCAUUGUACAACUGUGCACACAGGGAGUGUGUUCUGUGUGUGUAAUCUGUGAUCCGACCUUCCCUCGUCAAAGCUUCCGACAGAUUUUUGCCUUUUCCCACAUAAGACAAACCAUAAUUUCUGUAACAACCACCCACAUUUUUUUUGUUCAUUAAUUCCCUCAUUAUAUUACAGCACUGGAUUAUAUUAGUGAAAAAAAGCCAAAAAGAAAAGCUAAACAAAGGGGCCAAAAGUCUUAGUUCUUGAAAUCAUGGAGAUAUUGUAGUGGAUGGAGAAUAGAAAGUCAAGAUUCACAUGCUAGUUUGGAUUUGUAUAUAGUAUAUAUUCGUUUGGGAUGGAUCUGAGGUUUCCGAGUCAAAGAUAGAGCUGCAAUGCAGGUGAGAAUUAAAAUUCUUUAGCCCUUUUUUCAUCCAUUUGCAUUUGAGGUAGUAUGAAAGGAGGAGAAUUGGGUUGAUCAAAGAUUCUGUUUUUAUCCAUCAGGAGCCAAAAAAGAGUGUGUCAGUAUUUUAAAGCUGAAGAUUGAAAAAGAGCUGUGUUUUGUGUCUACAUCAUCAUAUCAAGCUUUUGACAGCUUGGCUGAGAUAUAUAUAUAUGUGUUGAGGUGAAUCCACUGGGCAGAAUUUGAAUAAGCCUUUGAAUGUUUCUAUGAAAUUUGUGUGAUAGAAAUAGUACAGAAUAUGCCACAAGACAGGCCGAGAUCUGUGUUAUACAGAUCAUUUCUGACGUGUGAUGAUCCUAGGGGUGUAGUUGAAUGCAAUAGGAUUAGGAGGUCCAAGACCGAGCUCCCGAAGAUGGUGGAUGAUGAUAAGCUUGUAAAACGAGGAGUUCGUGAAGGUAUGAGUGUGAAGAAAGAACGCGAAGAAAGGGUGUGCCAAGGGUCUGCAGAUGAGUUAAACGCCUCGUGUUCUGUCCAGCUCAUGGAGGUAUCGAGAGGAGCUCAGAAGCUGAGUCGAGUGAUUGAGUCGUGGUCGAAGGGAGGUGGGUUAGACGGGAAGUCGAAGGAGGUUGCUAAGGACUUGUUGAAAGGAGCUCUCGAUUUGCAGGAGUCUCUUGAAAUGCUCGAGAAGUUGCACGAGGCCUCGGAGUUUAUGGCAAAGAACAAGCCAAGAAAAGAGAGGAGUGGGAAAGGCGAGUUGAGAAGCUCGGGUGUUGAAAGGACUAAAUCUGAACGAAUUGUAGGGGAUCAAAAGUACAAAAUGGAGUUCCACAAACCGAGACAUUCUAUUGAUGGAGGGGCGUCUUGGGAUUGUUACGAUGAGCUAAGGGAGGUGAUAAGGGACAGCUUUGCUAGACAGAACUUGUUGCCAGAAAAGGCGAGUUAUGGAAGUAGAGAACUCGACUUUUCUCCAGACCUCCCAUCCACUAGCUCGAGCCAAUCCUCUUAUGAAAAGCGUUGUUUCGAUAGAAGACAAUUGCUUUCAUCUCCCGAUCUCCCCUCUACUAGCUCGAGCCAAUCGUCCGUGUUUCAACCCCACGAGUUUUCUUCUUUUGGCACCUCUCUCCCAAAGGCUCAACCGUUGAAACCAAAAGCACCGAAUUUGAUUGCAAAGCUGAUGGGUCUCGAGGAAAUCCCUUCACAGCCCCAUCAGUUCACUUCCCAGAAACAGAUGGAGAAAGACAGGCUUUCCAAUCAGACGAGACCUGCAUUCGAAAUCGAUUUGCCAAAGGCAAAGAAACCCCCUAUUGAGAACAUGGAUACAAAGCAAAGAACUCUAGAAGAAAUUAUCGGGGCUAUGCAAUUCAAGGGGCUACUAAAAAGCUCCCCUUUUUACGAAUCAAAGCAUGGAAUCCAUCAGCCCGUUGUCUCAGAUUUGGAAAACGAAGUUGAUCAAUAUUGUGAACCCAUUGUGAUCAUGAAGCCCCAAUAUUCUGUGAACCCCAAAGAUAUGCCUACAAAUUGGAAAAGAAAAGAAUUCACAACUGAACCCACCGGACAGCCAAAAGGAGCUCCUAGUCUCGCUGUCAAGAAAAACUCGAGAGCAGAAAAAACUGAAGUGACCAAUUCUACGCGUGAAGGAGGGGCUAAACUAGCAAGUUCAAAUGACAGUGGGAUCAGGAUUACGGGAAAACUAUCUUCUAAUAGAACAAUCAAUCCUGCGAAGCCUAGGGGGCAAGAGAAGAAAGAAGUUAUCGAGAAAAGGGUUGAUAAGAUUCAAAAGAUAGCUCCUAAAACGAGGAAAGAAGAAAUGAAGAAUGUGAAAUUUAGGGAGGCCGUUAAACCGCAUGGCUUAGAGAAGGUGACCUCUGUCAAGCUUAGGAAACAGGAGACUGUGCCAAAUAUAUCGCAAAAACAAGUUACUCAGCAAAAGAGCAUGGCCUCAAAUCUUACUCUAAAUCAUGCUGCUGUGUCUCGUAACUCCAAAAAUAAGAAGCAUAUGAAAAAAACUGACAAGCCCGAAAGAAAUUUCUCUGUACCUAUUGUUGAGAAUCUGGGAGACAAUAAAGCACAGAUAAACCUUAAAUCCGAGAAAGAGACUGAUAAAACAGAAAAUGACGAUGAAGUGCCAGAAAAGCUCCAUCUUGAGGAAGUGUGUGAUGUUUCCCAGACUCUCAUCAUUGAUGAUCACAGUGAAGCUGAAAGUCUUUCUUGUGUCUCCAAGGAAUGUGAUCAGUAUUGCAUCGGUCCCAAAUCAAACCUCGAAGCCGAUACUAUAAAGAAUUUGCUUCUAAGCAGUACAUCUUUCCUCAGUCAUGCUGAAGAGCUUUUCGAUAUUUAUGCAUGGCAACCUGUAGAGUUGAAGCCCGAUAGCUCACACAACGAAACCCCCGAGACUAAACUCUUACUGGAUUGUGCAAGUGAAUUACUAGAGAGCAAAAAGUUGCAGAAGAAAGCUAUUAGGUCACAAGAACAUAUCUCGCUAGACAAGUUGGUGGGUGAAAUUUGUGACGGGAUAGAAACUCUGAGAAGCUACAAGGAUCUUAUUACUGCAACUCUUUCUGCAGACACCCUUUUUGCAUUGGUCGAGAGAGAUCUGCAGUGCAACGUAGCAGUUAGCGGGGCGUGGGAUUUGGGUUGGAGGAAAGGGUUCACUUACGACGAAGUUGAGAAUGUAGUGGCUGACAUGGAGAAGCUCGUCUUAGGUGGGAUUCUCGAGGAUGCACUUGCAGAUUUUGCAUGGCAGUGACUUUGUGUACACAGAUUUAUGAACAGCAAAUCUUAACUUCUAAGCUGUAAAUAACUAUACACCUACUGAUACAAAGAUGCAUCUAAAUUUCACCCCCCUUUAUUUAUUGAUUCAUUUGGAGGUGCCAAA
This is a messenger RNA of Ipomoea nil (Japanese morning glory), 3335 nucleotides long. RefSeq lists its product as uncharacterized. The coding region runs from base 759 to 3206 and encodes 815 amino acids. The record is from RefSeq and is a predicted model, not a curated record. Lineage: Eukaryota; Viridiplantae; Streptophyta; Magnoliopsida; Solanales; Convolvulaceae. The transcript is spliced from 5 exons.